AUGUUGAAGAAUUUACCAAGAAUGGUCACUUCAUUCUCUGCCAACUCCCCCAACAUUGCCACAAACAAGGUAACAGAAGGAGAUAGCAGCUACAGAGAAGAAUCUGUUAUGGAGAAAAGUAGCAGAGCGGAUGAAAAGAAAAUAGGAGGAGCGAAAGUUGCAAGCCUCUUGCUAGUGAAUCAAGCACUAGCUACACUAGCCUUCUUUGGAGUUGGAGUGAAUUUGGUUCUGUUCCUGACCAGGGUUCUUGGUCAAGACAAUGUCAAUGCUGCUAAUAAUGUCAGCAAGUGGAUAGGAACUGUUUAUAUGUUCUCUUUGAUUGGAGCAUUUCUGAGUGAUUCAUACUGGGGUCGAUACUUAACCUGCACGGUCUUUCAGCUUGUUUUCGUUCUGGGUUUAGCACUGUCCUCAUUGUCAUCUUGGCGUUUCUUGAUCAACCCAGCUGGUUGUGGAGAUGGCAAUACUCCUUGUAAACCUUCAUCAAUAGGAGACGACAUUUUCUACUUGUCCAUAUAUCUAGUUGCAUUUGGUUAUGGGGGGCACCAACCUACUUUAGCAACAUUUGGUGCGGACCAAUAUGAUGAGAAAAAUCCAAAAGAGAGGAGUGCUAAAGUAGAUUUCUUCUGCUACUUUUACUUUGCCCUUAAUGUUGGUUCUUUGUUCUCCAACACUGUGUUAGUCUACUAUGAGGAUACAGGAAAGUGGACAAUGGGUUUCUUGGUAUCAUUGGUCUCUGCUGUCAUAGCCUUUCUGGCUUUCUUACUGGGAACUCCAAGAUAUAGGUAUGUAAAACCAUGUGGAAACCCAGUGGUGAGGGUUGCUCAGGUAUUUACUGUCGUUUUUAGGAAAUGGAAGGUCGCUCCAGCAAAGGCAGAAGAACUUUUUGAGGUCGAUGGUCCACAAUCUGCUAUAAAAGGCAGCAGAAAGAUUCUGCACACAGAUGAUUUUGAAUUCAUGGACAAGGCAGCAACAAUUAAAGAGAACGAGGAGCAUAGUUCAAAAAAUCCAUGGCGGCUAUGCACUGUGACUCAAGUGGAGGAAGCCAAAUGCGUGUUAAGAAUGUUACCGGUUUGGCUAUGCACCAUUAUUUACUCAGUAGUGUUUACACAAAUGGCUUCUCUUUUUGUUGAGCAAGGGGAUGUGAUGAACUCCUACAUAGGAAGUUUUCAUUUGCCAGCAGCGAGCAUGUCUGCGUUUGACAUCUGCAGUGUCCUUGUAUGCACUGGAAUUUAUCGCCAAAUCCUAGUUCCAUUAGCUGGAAAACUAAGUGGUAAUCCAAAGGGACUGAGUGAGCUUCAAAGAAUGGGAAUUGGCCUAAUUAUUGGUAUGUUGGCAAUGGUAGCAUCUGGUGCCACAGAGAUUGCAAGACUCAAACGUAUUAUUCAUGGCCAAAAGACUAGUUCCUUAAGCAUAUUUUGGCAAAUCCCACAGUAUGUUUUGGUUGGUGCUUCAGAAGUUUUUAUGUAUGUUGGUCAAUUGGAGUUCUUUAAUGGCCAAGCCCCUGAUGGCAUAAAAAGCUUUGGGAGCUCACUUUGCAUGGCUUCAAUUUCUCUUGGAAACUAUGUAAGCAGCAUGCUGGUGAACAUGGUUAUGAUAAUCACAGCAAGGGGCCAAAAUAAAGGUUGGAUUCCAGAGAACUUGAACGCAGGGCACAUGGAUAGGUUCUUCUUUCUGCUUGCAGGGCUAGCUGCCUUUGACUUUGUGCUAUACUUGUUAUGUGCCAAGUGGUACAAGAGCAUCAAUGUUGAAGAUAGUGACAUGGGAGACCAAGAGGAGGAGGAUGUAAAUAGCAAAGUUUGA
Messenger RNA from Sphenostylis stenocarpa, 1800 nucleotides. The record is from the annotation of a GenBank genome assembly. Lineage: Eukaryota; Viridiplantae; Streptophyta; Magnoliopsida; Fabales; Fabaceae.